AUGUUAGACGAGGAAGAGUGCAUCUACAACUUAAUUCCAAAGCCUCCACCAGUAAUUGUUAAGGAGCCACUUCAUAAGAGCAAAUUCCAAGAUCAGACACAAUUUAUUACUGCAAAGAAGAGAGGUCAUGCAACAAUGGGUCUUCCACCAGAGAAAUUACGUCAGCCACCAAGCCAAUAUCUUAAGAAAGGCGAGAGAACAAAGAAAUUACCACCAAGAGAGCGCGUUGUUCCAAAAGGUAAUGACGGAUUAAAUAAACCUCCAGUUCCAAAGGCUACAGAGACAAUUAAGAUGAAGUCACCAACAAAGCGUAACUACAUCCUCGAAAAUUGGAAGCAAGCUCCAAAGACUAAGAAACUUCAUCCAGAAAAACCACAAACAUGGUACACAGACAAGCUAGAAUAUGGUCAGAUGCCAUCAUACAUGGAUCGUGUUAAGCAAGAAGCAGCUGAUGAAGCUGAAUAUUGGGAUAACGUUCGUGAAAAUAUGAUGCCAGAAGAUACAGAAACACGCUGCCGCCUUCUUUCUGAAGAGGAGCGUAUUGAGAUUCUUAAUGGAUUAUAUGCUAACCUCGCAGAGAAUAAGAAACGUUAUGCAUCUCUCAGCUUCGGCCAAGACAACCUUUCUUUCCGUCGCAAGAAGGAAGAAAUGGAACGCGAUGCAGCCCAACUUGAAGCUGAUAUUAAGACUUUCGAGCGCCCGAAUGUUUACAUCACCGAAACAUAA
Molecule: messenger RNA, 726 nt
Organism: Trichomonas vaginalis G3
Lineage: Eukaryota; Parabasalia; Trichomonadida; Trichomonadidae
Product: enkurin family
Exons: 1
Coding region: 1-726 (241 amino acids)
Molecular function (GO): calmodulin binding
Source: RefSeq, a predicted model, not a curated record